This is a messenger RNA of Megalops cyprinoides (Indo-Pacific tarpon), 1507 nucleotides long. It is a transcript of the gene egln3, whose product is annotated as egl-9 family hypoxia-inducible factor 3. Gene Ontology annotation, biological process: peptidyl-proline hydroxylation to 4-hydroxy-L-proline; cellular response to hypoxia. Lineage: Eukaryota; Metazoa; Chordata; Actinopteri; Elopiformes; Megalopidae. Gene Ontology annotation, cellular component: nucleus; cytoplasm. The transcript is spliced from 5 exons. The coding region runs from base 184 to 1179 and encodes 331 amino acids. The record is from RefSeq and is a predicted model, not a curated record. Gene Ontology annotation, molecular function: ferrous iron binding; L-ascorbic acid binding; peptidyl-proline 4-dioxygenase activity.
UCACUCCUCAAGAUAAGAAAAUCAAAGUUCACAAGUUUUUUCAUGUCCAGGGCAGCUUUAACGGUCUACCGUGGACGAGCAGCACGCGCAUUCUUGUGUAAGGGGCGUGCACGCGGUGAGAUAUAUUAGCUUGGGAACAUGGCACUUUUCACGUAGCGCUGAAAGGCUAUUACCAAACAGAGCAUGGUAUCAAGUGUUUCAUGUCACUGGCAAAUGGCAACAUCAUUGGGAACAUACUCUCCAGAAAACGCCACAGAAGAAAGGGCUUCUCUUAUGAAAACAGUUUAUAAAAAAAGCACUUCAAAAACGAACGAAGGGAUAAAUAUGAGAGGUAGAGAGGAAAAUGGGGAAGAGUGUCUCUGGUAUUCGGAGGUAACUUCAACGAACAGUGAAAGUAUCGCUGAUAAUGAAGACACAGACAAUGUGGUCAUGCCGUGCGCCCUAAGAAAACCACGUAGUAACAGGCCAAAAUCAAAAGAGCAUAAACGACUUAACUCUCAUAAGCUGGUCCUGCAGUAUAUUGUGCCCUGCAUGAACUCUUACGGUCUGUGCAUAGUGGACAAUUUUCUCGGGAACAAAAUUGGAGACCGAAUUCUUCAAGAAGUCAUACAGAUUCAGCAGGCAGGGAGACUACAGGACGGAGAGCUAGCAUGCCGAAAGUUUGGCAAAAGCAAGUCCAUUCGAGGGGACAAAAUUACGUGGGUGGAGGGGAACGAGCCAGGUUGUGAAAAUAUAGGCUUUCUACUGACAAGAAUGGACAAACUCAUCACAUACGCUGACGGCAAACUGGGGAAAUACAAAAUCCGAGGGAGACACAAGGCAAUGGUGGCCUGCUAUCCUGGGAAUGGGACAGGCUAUGUGAAACAUGUGGACAACCCCAACUCUGAUGGCCGCUGUGUCACCUGCAUCUACUACCUGAACAAAAACUGGGAUGCCAAGGAGCAUGGGGGAAUUCUGCGGAUAUUUCCAGAGGGGAAGUCCUAUGUAGCCGAUAUUGAGCCACUGUUCGACCGACUCCUAUUCUUCUGGUCAGACAGAAGGAACCCACAUGAAGUGCAGCCCUCUUAUGCAACUAGGUAUGCCAUCACUGUGUGGUAUUUUGACUCUGAGGAAAGGGCUGAGGCAAAGAGGAGGUUCAGAGACUUAACAGCAUCCUCACAGGAGAGAAGCACGCCCUGAUCCUUGCACCGCAGUGCCAUGGAAUACCCUGGGCUGUCCAAAUGAUGCCGAGUACUGAGGCAGAUGGUUCCCCUGCUUUAUGUUGCACUUCACUCGUCACUCCUUCAGUACCUCCAUGACCUGUAGAUACUGCUCUAAUGGUACUUGUCACUGCUUCCCUUGAUGUUCUAUUAUGUAACGCAGGGGUCAGCAACCUUAGGCAUGCGUGCCACCAUUGGUAUGCGGCAGCGUAAUCCUUGGCACACUGGCAAUAAGCACACAAGAGAGGAUUUUUAAUUAAUCUUUUUUUAACCCUUUCACAGGUAAUAUUUUUUAUGCUAUGUAGCGC